Amphimedon queenslandica is the source of this 713-nucleotide messenger RNA. RefSeq names its product H/ACA ribonucleoprotein complex subunit 2-like protein. The transcript is spliced from 4 exons. Gene Ontology annotation, biological process: ribosome biogenesis. Gene Ontology annotation, cellular component: nucleolus; ribonucleoprotein complex. The coding region runs from base 61 to 510 and encodes 149 amino acids. Gene Ontology annotation, molecular function: RNA binding. The record is from RefSeq and is a predicted model, not a curated record. NCBI's taxonomy places the organism in Eukaryota, Metazoa, Porifera, Demospongiae, Haplosclerida, Niphatidae.
UUAUGUACGUACACGUGGUAGCACGUGGGCAGCUUAAUUGUGGGUGUGUUCUAAUCCAACAUGGAUGAAGACAAAGAAGUUCAACCAACAUCUUUUGUAGGUAACAGGGAGCCUUCUUAUGAAGAGCUAGUCAAGUUAGUAAAUGUUAUAUCCAAGCCAUUGGCAGGAAGAAAGCUCACUAAAAGAUUAUUAAAAUUGGUAAAGAAAUCAAGUAAAGGGAAUCAUUUGAAAAGAGGAGUGAGAGAAGUUGUGAAGAGUUUGAGGAAAAACAACAAAGGAGUGGUCAUAUUUGCCGGUGAUGUUAGCCCCAUUGAUGUGAUAUCGCACAUUCCUGUAUUCUGCGAAAAUAAGAAAAUACCGUAUUGCUAUGUGCCAUCUCGUAGACAAUUGGGUGGAGCUGGUGGCACCAAGAGGCCGACUAGUGUUGUCUUAGUUGAGAAGGAUAAGGACUAUGAGGAGCUUUAUGAACAGUGCUACAGUGAUGUUGAUGCUCUUCCAUUACCAAUUUAAUUGUUAUGAUUACAGUAAUUAUAUUAGCUUGUUUGUGGUAUUACACAAACAAUAUUUCAAAGGGCAAGCAAGGACAAAGAAACUCUUUAUUUAGCUAAUGAGUUUUUGAGGCUUAGACAUAAUUUGUUCGUACUAGAGUAAAUAGUAAUAUUUAAUCAACUCAAUAAUCAUUAAGCUUUAAUGGACCAAGAUAUGUUAAUUCA